This is a messenger RNA of Phyllopteryx taeniolatus (common seadragon), 5867 nucleotides long. It is a transcript of the gene kcnd1, whose product is annotated as potassium voltage-gated channel, Shal-related subfamily, member 1. The transcript has 9 exons. NCBI's taxonomy places the organism in Eukaryota, Metazoa, Chordata, Actinopteri, Syngnathiformes, Syngnathidae. The coding region runs from base 715 to 2631 and encodes 638 amino acids. The record is from RefSeq and is a predicted model, not a curated record. Gene Ontology annotation, molecular function: protein binding; A-type (transient outward) potassium channel activity. Gene Ontology annotation, biological process: potassium ion transmembrane transport; protein homooligomerization. Gene Ontology annotation, cellular component: membrane; voltage-gated potassium channel complex.
GGAGAGGAUGACAGCAGAUGUGCUUGUUGCCGUGGCGGCAGAGCACAACAGCUCAAGAACGUAAAAGAAUACUCGUCCAUUUUCAUCUUUUCUUCAUCACUCCCCCUCCUCUUUUCAUCCGGAAACUUCUUCUUCCUCAUCAUAUUCAUCAGCCUCCUCCUCUUCCUCGUCUUCCUGGUGUUAGAGCAUCAGAAGCAGCAGAGAACAACCAAACAUGGACGUCGAGCUGCUGCUGCUCAGCCAAUGAGAACGGGGAGCAGCAACAGGAAGUUAGGACGAGCGAGGAAGAGGGCGGCGGCGGUGGCGUGGAGCUGCCUACGAAGCUGAGAAACACUUAGAAGAGGAGGAGGAGAUUGUGUUGAGCUUGCAACUUUAGCAGCAUCAUCACAAUUUUAUAAGACUGCGGCGUGGCAACACAGACACACACACAUUCAUUGGGAUCUGAACAGCAACAAACUUCUUCUUCUUCUUCACCCCGAGUGUCAUCUCCAUUUCCUGCAAUUUGUUUUCAUGACGUGACGCACACCAGUGAUUGGACCCCCUCCCUCCAUCCCUCCAUCCAUCCCUCCAUCCAUCCAUCCAUCCAUCCAUCCAUCCAUCCCUCCCUCCCUGUGCCCCUCCCCCUCAUCAACAUGUCAAGCCGCUGCCAUGCUAAGAAGUCAGGACAGGGUCAGUGACGCACCCACUACCUAGUCCGAGUGGGUUUGAAGCAAGAUGGCGGCCGGCGUGGCAACAUGGCUGCCAUUCGCGCGGGCGGCGGCCGUGGGAUGGCUGCCGCUAGCCAAGAAGACCAUGCCCAAACCUCCUGUGGACAACUCGUCCAGAUCAGACGAAAUCCUCUAUGUCAAUGUCAGCGGGGUCCGCUUUCAGACAUGGAAGAAUACGCUGGACCGCUAUCCCGACACGCUGCUAGGCUCCUCGGAAAAGGAGUUCUUCUACAACGAUGACACUCAGGAGUAUUUCUUCGACAGGGACCCCGAAAUGUUCCGCCACAUCCUCAACUUCUACCGCACCGGGAAGCUGCACUACCCACGACACGAGUGCAUCCAGGCCUUCGAUGAGGAGUUGGCCUUCUAUGGCAUCGUGCCCGAAAUCAUCGGUGACUGCUGCAUGGAGGAAUACCGAGACCGGAAAAAGGAAAACCAGGAGCGUCUGGCCGAGGACACGGAAGCUAACGAAGCUAUGGAUGCGCCCCUCCCACCGCACAGCAGCCCUAGAGAGCGUCUGUGGCGAGCCUUCGAGAACCCACAUACGUCCACUAUGGCGCUGGUCUUCUACUACGUGACGGGAUUCUUCAUCGCUGUGUCGGUCAUUGCCAACGUGGUGGAAACAGUCCCUUGCCGACCCCCCAAGGGGAGCGUCAAGGAGCUCCCGUGCGGCGAGAAGUACCAGCUGGCAUUCUUCUGCAUGGAUACGGCGUGUGUACUCAUCUUCACCUUUGAGUAUCUGAUGCGUCUGUUCGCCGCGCCCAGUCGCUGCAAGUUCAUGCGUUCAGUCAUGUCGGUCAUCGACGUGGUGGCCAUCAUGCCCUACUAUAUUGGCCUGGUAAUGCCAGAGAAUGAGGACGUGAGCGGCGCCUUUGUCACGCUGAGGGUCUUCCGUGUCUUCCGGAUCUUCAAGUUCUCGCGCCACUCGCAGGGUCUGAGGAUUUUGGGCUACACACUCAAGAGCUGUGCCUCGGAGCUGGGCUUCCUGCUCUUCUCCCUCACCAUGGCCAUCAUCAUCUUCGCCACAGUCAUGUUUUACGCCGAGAAGGGGACCAAGGGCUCCACCUUCACCUCCAUCCCGGCCUCCUUCUGGUACACCAUCGUCACCAUGACGACACUGGGGUACGGCGACAUGGUUCCGAACACCAUCGCCGGGAAGAUUUUCGGCUCCAUCUGCUCGCUGAGCGGCGUGCUGGUCAUCGCCCUCCCCGUGCCCGUCAUCGUGUCCAACUUCAGUCGUAUCUACCACCAAAACCAGCGUGCAGACAAGAUGCGAGCGCAGCAGAAAGUGCGCUUGGCUCGAAUCCGCAUGUCAAAGAAAGGAACUACUAACGCCUUCCUGCAAUACAAAGAAGAUCGAGCUCUUGGGGACCGGGACAGUGACAGCGGCGCUCUGUGCGUAAGGAACAAGUCGGCAUUCGAACAUCAACAUCAUCACCUUCUUCACUGUUUAGAGAAGACCACGAACCACGAGUUCACGGACGAACUCAACUACAGUGAACUGUGCAUCACAGAGUCGGUGGGCUUCCGGACCAGCCGCAGCACCUCCCUGUCCAGCCAGCAGGGGGCGCUAAACCACUCCACAGGCUGCUGUCCCCGCCGCGUCCGGAGGCGAGCGGCCAUGCGGCUGGCCAACUCCACCGUGUCAGUGAGCCGUGGUAGCAUGCAGGAGCUGGACAUGAUGCACGGAAAGGGGAUACCUGACCCACCACAGACUCGUUCCAGCCUCAACGCUCAGAUCAACCUCAAGCUUAACUGUGGCGAGCAAGACUUCAGCGCUGCCAUCAUAAGCAUCCCCACACCGCCUGCCAACACGCCCGACGAGAGCCUGCCACCCUUGCCGGCUGCCAUCCCGGGGGGCAUCCUGCGCAACACGCGCGCCACUGCCUACACCCCUGAUGCCGUCAAGAUCUCCUCCUUGUAACCUCUGCCAGGGCCUGACCGAAACCGCCCCGCACCCCAUUGCCUGCCUUCCCGUCGCAGCUGACAGUCUGCAGCUGGCCAAGGAAUUGUGGGUAGAAGACAUAAAAACACUUCCCAGCUUUGUCCUCAGUCGAUGAUGAAAGUGGACAUCCAAAUACGCAAAGCAGGAAGUAAUCGUCAAUAAUCAACAAUAGGAUGAAAUGUUUGUGUGUUGCGUGUUUGACAUAAACAAAACUAGUCGACGAAGCAAAAAUGGACAGGUCACCUUUCUUCCAUCGCACAAUAAUAAGCGUCUUAUUCUUCUAACGUGAUUACAUUUAACAAAAGAAAACAAACAAAAGCACUACAACUGAUUAAACAUGUCAAGCAUAGCAUUUUGGUUAGAUUGUUGAUUUGUUAGCAGCAUGGUGGCCUACUGGUUAGCACGUCUGCCUCACACACGGGGUUUGAAUCUCGGUUCCAGCCUUCCUGUGUAGUUUCCACGUUGUUCCCAUCCUUGCGUGCACAUUUUCCCUCCCACAUUCUGAAAAAAUGUUAGUAUGUUUGCUUCACUGAAGACACAGAAAUUGUCCAGAGGUGGGAAUGGGAAUGGGAAUGCUCGUUUGUCUAUAUGUGCCCAGACAUUCACUAGCGACCAGUCCAUUGGUUGUCUAUUUGUGACCUGACAUUGGCUGGUGACCAGUCCAUUGUUUUUCUGUAUGUGCCCUGAGAUUGUCCAGGAUGUAUCUCACCUGACUUUGGACGAAAGGGCGGUGUACAAUCUGGACUGGUUGCCAGUCAAUGUCAGGGCACCCAUAGACAAACAAUGGACUGGACAUCAGCCAAUGUUAAAGGAACUAUCGCUUCCAGAUGGCAUAUAUUUCACAAUGCUCAAGAAAAUGAAACUGGUAAUCAUUUUGAUAAUUUUAGAGCAAUCAGUAAAUAACUAAUUACUAAUUCCCCUAGUAACGUCCCUUUUUCAUCGCCAAAAUCGACCCCAAAUUCACUGCUUAUCCGGCCGGUGUGGACAAAAGAAUCUAUUAUACUAUAAACUGGCAGUAUUUAGUCAGAUUUUAUACAUUGACACUGUUGGAGAGAAUUCUAUUUAACUAUCUAAUUAGCUUGUUAGCUGACGGGCUAGCGAACGUAAUAAACAGUUAACUUUACCUUAAAUGUCUGUUGUGUAGAUCUAUGCGCGGUGCAUGGAGCAAGGCUGUGGAGUAUUGGGCGAAGCUAACGCCGGUCUACGAGCCCACUAUUGGCCAGUACGUACCAGCCUACACGAUAGUACCAGGCCACUUCGCAAUGGAGCCGUCCAACUCGCCCUCAGCUCACUGGGUGAGCUGCGCGUGAGUCACCACAACAGAGACACUAGCCCAAAUAACACAAAACACUUCAGGGAAGAGGCAUUUUUCGGGUUGGAGGCAGAGGUUGAUGGCUAACUGCAUGAUGUCGUUGCGCUAGAAAUACGCCAAGCUAUAAUGACUAAGUAAUUUCGCAAUUCCAGUGAAUAGCCAUAGACGGCCCUCGUUAGAUAUUGUGUGGGGACGGGGUGCGGGGGCUCAUGCCAAAAAGUAUACGCCCCAGGCUGCUGUCGUCACGGGGCUAGUUUUUAGACAUCAACCAUUCGCACACACAUUCACACCUACGGGCAAUUUAGAGUCUUCAAUCAACCUACCAUGCAUGUUUGUGGGUUGUGGGAGGAAACCAGAGUACCCGGAGAAAACCCACGCAGGCACAGGGAGAACAUGCAAGCUCCACAGAGGCCGGGCCGGGAUUUGAACCCCGGUCCUCAAAACUGUGAGGCAGAUGUGCUAACCAGUCGGCCGCCUGUCAGGGCACAUAUAGACAAACAAUGCACUCGUCAUCAGCCAGUCGCAGUGUAAUCAGAUUUUUCAAAAUAAUUGACACGUUUCAGAAUAAUAAUUCAUGAUACAAAUGUUAAAUCACAUUUAUUGUUGUGGUGGAAGAAACCUGAGCCCAAACUUGACCACCUGCUAGCUUAAAUAUAAGUGCUGCUUGUGCACGUGGCCACUUUGACAUUCCUCAAUUUCCUCUUGGGCCACUCAGAAGCGAGCGUAUUUGAGCGUGUGACCAAGCACAAAUUGCAACAUAUUUUGUAUCAUAAACGUUCACCUGCUACUUUCAAUCAACCCCCAACCUCCCUCAAAAAAAAAAAAAAAAAAAAAAAAGGUCGCCACCUGGUCCGUGCAUGAGCCUCGUAAGACUUCAACUUUAGCCAGCGUAGCGUAGAAAAAAACUAAGGGGGGAAAUGUCUUUUUUUAUUUUGCAUGACGACUUUCUUAUGAUUUUUGUUUCCAUUCAACCACCGAGACAUGGCAUAAUUCAGGAAUGUUCCUGGGCCGGAAUGCUGAGAGACGUCACUACUAUGCAUGGAUACCGUUGUAGGUAUUUGAUCUCUACGCACUCUUGUUCACUGGACUUCUUCUUCUGACCCACAAAUAAAAAGUAAACCAUGCUAAUGUUAGCACCAUUGAUGAUAAUUUCAGCAUUAACAUGUUGACACAAACUGUGGAGAGAGUUUGUCACCUCGCUACUUCCUGUGCAAUUGAGCCUCUCACAGGAAUUAGCAGGAGCAUUAAAGACGGCUGUGCCAAUGAUGGCUAACGUUAGCGGCGACUGAUGCUAAUUUGUACCUCACACAGGAUGUAGCUGGAGUGUCUAGGGUGGCCACGCCAACAAUAGGCUAACAUUAGCCCAAAGUCGCAUCAGUCUUAAGUAAUGCAAGUUUGCACUAACUUUUGCACCUCACACAAGAAGCGUCCAAGGAGGCCAGGACAACAAUGACUAACUUUAGCGCAAAUUCUUAGUGAACAUUUGCGCGUCACACAUUAAGUAGCCGGCGCAUUCAAGAUGGUCAUGCCAAUGAUAGCUAACUUUGGUGCUUCACUCUUUGCUAAUGCUAACUUGCGCUAACAUUUGCGCCUCACAAAGGAAGUAAUCGAAGUGUCCAAGAUGGCUUUGCAAACACCAGCUAACAUUAGCAAUGACAGACGCUAAUGUGCGGUAACAUUUGCGCCUCAGACAGAAAAUAGUCGAAGCGUCAAAGGGGGCCACAACAACAACAAUGGCUAACGUUAGUGACAACUGUUGCUAAUUUUAACAAACAUAAGCAUGAACAUGUUGACAAAAGUGGGGGGUGAGGGAGUUCAGUGAACAAAUUAAUAAUAAUGAAUAAUGAUUUAAAAAAUGAUUAAAGCACAGACAUGUAUAUUAUUUAAACAAAUAAACGACAUA